UUUGGCAGUUUAAUAAACACAACAUCACAGUACCGAACCGACACCAGAACAUUUGCAGACAUCAGUGAACCGGAGCUGUCAGUCAUCGUGUGGAGUGACACCGAGAGAAGAUGACAGAGCAGAACACUGAGGCCAAGCUGAAGAACCUGCUGAAGCAGGAGAAGAUCCAGCUGUGGAAUCCUCCGUACACCGAGAACGACACGCAGCCAGGGCUGCAGCACAUGCAGGAUCCAAAGAAGAAGGACUUCCUGGAGACCAGGCUGGAUGUGGAGGUGCAGCAGGUGGUGGACAGGAUCGUGGAGGAGUUCAGUCUGAAAUGCAUCAAGCUCAUCCUGAACGGGAGGACUCUGAGUGCCGACCAGACCCUGGCCCAGCAGGGAGUGAAGAACCACAGUAAGGUGAUGGUUCUGAAGGUCAGCGACACGGAGCAGCUCAACAAGGAGCAGGAGAAGAAGAACCAGAGCGAGAGCCUCCAGAGGACCCAGAAGGGCUUCCAGAUCCUGUCAGAGAGAGACGGCAGUGAAGAUCCAGAAACCACGCCGUUCCUGGAGAUCGCAGACCAGAAGGGGAACCCUCUGAAGAUCCCUCACAAGGAGAAGAAGGCCCUGAUCCUAGCCAUGGGGUUCCAUGAAAAGGGUCGCGCUCUGAUGAAGAGGAGGCAGUACGACGAGGCUCUGUGUCACCUGCUGCAGGCCGACCAGCAGUUCAGUAAGUGUGGCUCRGCGCUGCUCGGCUCCGUGGACAACUACGCCGUCCUGCAGCUGGACAUCGUGUGGUGCUACCGGGCCCUGGAGGCCCUGUCCUGCCUGGAGGACGGGCGGAGCCGCCUGCAGACAGCCGAGGAGUGUUUCCUGAAGUGCUACGGAGAGCAGCAGCAGAGGCUGCUCAUGAUCAAGGGGAACACGGGCAGAGAGGAGGUUCUGUUCCUGCGUCUCUACCUCCUGCAGAGCCUCCUGAGCUACAUCGAAGGAAACGACUCUCAGGCCCGACUGCUGCUGGCCAAGGUGGAGUCUCUGUGUGGACGUCUCUGUCCUGACUCGGAGAAGAUGGCCCAGCUGAUGGAUCUGGGUUUCACUGAGAGAGAAGCUCGWCUCGGACUGCGAGCCUCAGGAGGAGACCUGCAGGAGGCCGCCAUCCACAUCACCAACCGCCGACAGGAGCGUCAGGAGCUGAUGCAGAGGGAGAGGCAGAAGAGGAGGACCAGGACGGAGUCCAUCAGCACCCUGAUGGAGCUGGGCUUCUCCAGGAAAGACGCAGCCCGGGCUCUUCACCACGCCGAYGGAGACGUGGACAAAGCUUACAGCAUCCUGCUGGACUCGUCUCAGGCUGUUCAGACCAACACCAGCCCAGAGGGGGUUGUCAGUCCUGAAAAGGUGGAUCAGCUGCUGUAUUUAGGGUUUGAGAGGGACUCUGCUGAAGCGGCCCUCAGGCUGACAGGAGGAGACGUCCAAUCAGCAACUCAGCUGCUUCUGGACAACCAGGGAGUCUUGUCCCCAGAUCUCCUGUCCCCGCCCUCCACCUCCUCCACAUCUCCGUCCUCUGAGGAGGCCAGCACCUCCUCCACCUCCACAGAGGACARCGAGCUUGUCAACGAGGUGUUGGGGGACAUCUCCCGCCAUGAGGAGGACUAUCUGGACCUGACGUUGGAGGAGGAGAUGCAGCUCAUCGCUGACAUCAAGAUCUACCUGAACCGGGAGCCAGAGCACAUUGUGUGACGUCCUGGUCUGAAAGAAAACUGAAUCUGGACCAGCACAUGGACCAUCACAGGUCCUCUCAGACUCACUGUGUCCUCCAGGUGGUCCCUGUGGUCCGUCUUCACUGUAAGAUCUAAAGUUCACAGCAAAGCACAGAAGCAGAUGGAGCUCUGCUGGAAACUCUUUCAGUUUGUAUCUUUAUUUCAUCAGUUCAGUUCGAUUCAAACAGGUUUGAUGAAGUUUUUGUUGAACGAAUCAUGUUUUAGUUUUGUGAAGUUUUUGGUUCUAAACUUCAGUGAAGAGUGACUCUGGAGAACCCAAGCCUGUGUUUUCACUGACACAGAUUCAGGUUUUUAUUUAAUUUCCUGAUUUAAUCAAUGUUUCCUGAAGAGUUGAAUGUUUUCUGUCUGAAUGAGUGAUGAAAGAAAAGAUUCAUAAAGUUUGUUUUUGUUUAUUGUCCUGAAAUACAGGUUUUAUUUGUCUACAUUUAACCCUUCUGUGUGGGUCUGAGACGGUGGGUCUGAGGUGGUCUGGUCACCAGACUCUUCUUCAGUUUUUAAGGUUUUGGACCAGGACCAGUUCUUGUUUAAAAAAACCAAAUGUUGAUGGUGAGUGGUUGAAACCAGUUUUAAGUUUCUCUGAGGACCAGAUGAACAUGUUGAACCUUCAGAGGUGUUUGUGUUUGGGCCACUGAUGGGAUGAUGGGUUGAGUCAGCUGGUAAAUGAUAAAACCCAGCUGCUCCUUCCUCAUGAGUUUAAGUUCACAUGUUAAGAUAUUUCUUACCAACUUACAGUUUAAGAUUCGAUGUUUUAUUUCAUGAGUUCCUGUAAGUUAAUGUAGUCUGAACCAGAAAUGUUCCCGUUGUGUUGGCAUGCUUUUAUUUUGAAGGAGCUCUGUCAUUAUCCACUCCCUUCUUCAGAAGAACCUGUUAGAACAGUCAGAGGUUCUGUCUGCAGUUUUACCUGAGGUGGACUGAAAGCCCUGAAGGUUCUGGUCUCAUCUGAAGUACCAGGUCCAUAUCAGCUGUUUGAGGGUAAAACUGUUGGUUUUGGUUCCUGCUGUUGUGGAUWCAAAUAUUUUCUCCAUUUAUAAGAACUAAUAAAGGUUUGUGAAAACUGAGUGAAGUUGAUGUAAUUUGAUUGAUCAGCUGCUCUCUGACAUCACUUCCUGUGCUGUGGGAACCAAUCAGAGAACUGAGGUGUGGACUCUGGUCCAAACUCAUCACCCUGCUGCUGUUCCAGCUGGACUAAUGUGUGAUGUUACCUGGGUCAGAACAAAAGCUCUCAUGUUUUAUUAAACCAAACCAAUAAACUGAA
This is a messenger RNA of Austrofundulus limnaeus, 3011 nucleotides long. It is a transcript of the gene nub1, whose product is annotated as negative regulator of ubiquitin-like proteins 1. Gene Ontology annotation, molecular function: protein binding. Gene Ontology annotation, biological process: regulation of ubiquitin-dependent protein catabolic process. Lineage: Eukaryota; Metazoa; Chordata; Actinopteri; Cyprinodontiformes; Rivulidae. The record is from RefSeq and is a predicted model, not a curated record.